Molecule: messenger RNA, 678 nt
Organism: Adineta steineri
Lineage: Eukaryota; Metazoa; Rotifera; Eurotatoria; Adinetida; Adinetidae
Source: the annotation of a GenBank genome assembly
AUGAGUUGCUUAUUAUUCUUUAAUUUUAUUCUAUUAUUUCUUUCAAUUUCACUUUUUGUAUUGGGUAUAACAACAUCAAGAUGGCUUGUACUUAUUGAUGAUGAUAAUAUUAAUAAUAUAACUAGUGAACGUUCAAAUGGCAUUAUAACAUCUUGUCAACGACUUUAUCGUCAAAAUAAUCUAGAUCAAUAUUCAUAUGUAUACAAUAUAACGAGUAGUAGUCGUAUGAAUUAUAAUAUCUAUGAUGAUGCUUAUGUAUGUUUUAAUCGAUUAUUUAAAUGGCAUAAUGAAUCGAUAAAUGGACCUGAUUUAUUGGAAUAUCAAAAAGUAAUAAUUGGUGUGUCAUUUUCUUGUAUAUUCAUCGGUGUUAUUGCUCUACUUUUUACUCAAACAAUAAAUACACAUGGAUCUUUUCAUAAUAUUCGUUUUUCCAAAUGUAUGAUUGACUGUUUAUUGAUUACAACUAUUCUUACCGUUGUCUUGGCAUUAAUUACAGUAGCAUUAUUUCUUGGCUUUGAACGUCUUCAAACAAUAACAGUUUAUGGAUAUUCAUUUUGGUCAUUCGUAGCUGGUACAUGUUGUGUAUUUGUUAGUUGUAUACUUACAGCAGUAUAUCGUAUUGAUGUAGAAUUUGAAUUUCGUCGUUAUCGACAUGAAUCAGUAGCAACUCUUUGUUAA